AUGGCCUCGCAGGAGUCCUUGGAGGCAGCAGUGGAGAUACUCCACAACAUGCAACGCAUUCGGAAGAACGUAAAGGCCGUUGUGAUGCAUUUGGAGGGUGUGCCUGGACCAGACAGCCUGCACAGCUACGCACUCGCAAGUGGCGCUUUUCUUGUGGGGCUGCGUGCAAUCAGUGUGCCGAUUAUUUUGGCAGCGUGGGGAAGGAUUUCAGGACCAUCAUGGAACUUGGUUUUGGCAUGCGAUUACCGCAUUGCGGCUUUGGACGCUGAUUUCAUUUUGCCGAUUAUCUCUCCACCAGAAUGCCUGGGGGAGCUUGUGGGCCAAGCUGUCGCGGCACAGCUUUCCAUCAGCAGCGGCACCCUCGAUUCCCAGGGUUUGCAGGAGCUCGGCAUUCUGAACCAGGUCAGGCCGAGCAGAGAAGAAACAUGCCGAGCUGCCAGCGAGCUGGGCAAGAGAAUUGCUGGAUUUCCAGGCAUUGCGUGCCGGCAGACUAUGAGCCUGUUGAGCGUCCCUCCUGUGCGCUAUGUUUCUGUCGGAGCAAGCAAGCUGCCAGACCCGGACCUCUUCGCUUAG
Messenger RNA from Symbiodinium pilosum, 573 nucleotides. Lineage: Eukaryota; Dinophyceae; Suessiales; Symbiodiniaceae. The record is from the annotation of a GenBank genome assembly.